Messenger RNA from Scleropages formosus (Asian bonytongue), 978 nucleotides. It is a transcript of the gene pno1, whose product is annotated as partner of NOB1 homolog. Gene Ontology annotation, molecular function: RNA binding. The record is from RefSeq and is a predicted model, not a curated record. The transcript is spliced from 7 exons. Lineage: Eukaryota; Metazoa; Chordata; Actinopteri; Osteoglossiformes; Osteoglossidae. Gene Ontology annotation, cellular component: nucleus. The coding region runs from base 107 to 868 and encodes 253 amino acids.
CCUGUUCUUUUCAAGAUGGCGGCCAACUUGUAGUGGCAUGUGCCUGGAGUAAACUCGUGUCUGAAAGAGCUUUUAACAUCAGUUCUCGUUCUCGUUCGCAUUCGCAAUGGAUUCCGAGACAGCGGCAGAGACGAAACAGAACGCGACGGCUGACGUGGACUGUCAGAGUGCGGACACAGAGUUUAAAAAGGUGAAAUCAAAAAACAACAACAAGCGCAAGCGCAGAGUUGUAGAAGACGGGGAGAUGAUGGAGACGGAGGACAGAGGCGCUCCGAAGAGACCGAAUUUCCCCCCCAUCUCAGGGGACAAACUGCAGGGUGGCUCGGACGAAAUUCGGAAAAUCGCUGUGCCUUCCCAUCGGUACACACCUCUGAAAGAAAACUGGUUGAAAAUCUUCACACCCAUUGUUGAGCACCUUCACCUGCAGGUUCGAUUCAACCUGAAAACGAGAAACGUGGAGAUCAGGACCUGUAAAGAAACACAAGACAUCAGCUCCCUCACAAAGGCUGCAGAUUUUGUGAAGGCAUUUGUAUUGGGGUUUCAAGUUGAGGAUGCUCUUGCUCUCAUCAGAUUAGAUGAACUGUUUCUUGAAACCUUUGAUGUUACAGAUGUCAAGCCACUUAAAGGAGACCACCUGUCCAGAGCCAUUGGAAGGAUAGCAGGCAAAGGAGGAAAAACCAAAUUUACCAUUGAGAAUGUGACUAGGACUCGAAUUGUACUUGCAGAUACGAAAGUGCACAUAUUGGGAUCUUUCCAGAACAUAAAAAUGGCACGAACAGCUAUAUGCAAUCUCAUUUUAGGAAGCCCACCAUCGAAGGUCUAUGGGAACAUUCGGGCUGUGGCAUCGCGAGCUGCCGAAAGAUUCUGAAAUAUGGAAAAGUCAGGAAGAAGCUAACAGCAGCAGGAUUGUUAUGGACUUGUUUUUCCUGGAUGAUUCAUGUGGUAAAAAAAGUCACUAUUAAAAAUGUUAAAAUUGUA